GCGGUAGAGGAGGUAGAGCCAGUCCACGGAGAAACAGGGACCCUUCGCGAUAAAAAAAACCAAACACACACACUCACACACACUUAUCAGAGAAGCGAACUGGAACGCAGCGCUUUUUGAGAUGCUCUGCGUGCGCAGGAGACUCCUAGUAAGAUAAUAAUUUACAUUUUUGAGAUUUUUCCUCUUUUUAAGGCAGCAAAAGAAGAGGACCGGUGGAAACUCUUCACUUUGGAUUUUUAAAAGCAAACUAGAAUUAAAUUCGUUCUUUUUUGUUUUGAAUAAUGAGCGGAAAAGCGGUUUAAGUCGCGCCUAGAUGUGGUGUUUCCAAAUCUGGAAGUUGAACCGUUCCCUGCCAGCACCAACAUCUGAUUUGAUUGUAUCUUGUUCCCGUUGUAGAUUUUAGCCUCGUGCUGGUUUAAAGACAGAAACAGUCGCUUGUGAAACAAUGCUGCUGGAUGCUGGCCACCAGUUCCCCGGACUGGGAGUGGGCUCCUUCUCCAGGCAUCACUCAGCGAGCGAGAUGCAGGAGAGAGAAUUGAGUUUGGCGCAGAACAGCUUUGUAGACUCCGCACACAUGGGUGCGUUUAAGCUGAACCAUGAUCUCUCUCCGGGACAGAGCUCUGCCUUCACCACCCAGGCGCCCGGCUACCCCGCUGCGGCUCUGGGGGCUCACGCGUACGCGAGCUCCCCUUUCAACUCCACCAGGGACUUUCUCUUUCGUAGCCGCGGCUUUGGAGAAUCCUCUCCGGCGAGCAGCCAACACACUAUUUUUGGCCCCACGGCGGGAUCCCUUCAUCACUCCCACACAGACACUCAGAGUCACAUCCUCUUUCCUGGGAUCCACGACCAGCACGGCUCCCACGGCUCCCCCAACGUCCUGAACGGUCAGAUGAGGCUCGGGUUACCGGGGGAAGUUUUCGGCCGCUCCGAGCAGUACCACCAGGUCUCCAGUCCGAGGACCGACCCCUACUCGGCCGCGCAGCUCCACAACCAGUACGGCUCCAUGAAUAUGAACAUGGGGAUGAACAUGGCAGCCCACCAUCACCACCACCACCCCGGUGCCUUCUUCCGCUACAUGAGGCAGCAGUGCAUCAAGCAGGAGCUCAUCUGUAAGUGGAUCGACCCUGAGCAGCUCAGCAACCCCAAGAAGUGUUGCAACAAAACUUUCAGCACCAUGCACGAGCUGGUGACGCACGUCUCCGUGGAGCACGUCGGUGGACCGGAGCAGACCAACCACAUCUGCUUCUGGGAGGACUGCUCCCGGGAGAGCAAGCCGUUCAAGGCAAAAUACAAACUGGUGAACCACAUUCGGGUGCACACGGGGGAGAAGCCGUUUCCGUGUCCCUUCCCCGGCUGUGGGAAGGUCUUCGCGCGGUCGGAAAACUUGAAGAUCCACAAGAGAACGCACACAGGAGAAAAACCGUUCCAGUGUGAGUUUGAAGGCUGCGACAGAAGAUUUGCAAACAGCAGCGACAGAAAGAAACACAUGCAUGUCCACACGUCGGACAAACCAUAUCUGUGCAAAAUGUGUGACAAGUCCUACACGCAUCCCAGCUCUCUACGAAAACACAUGAAGGUCCACGAAUCCACUCCAUCAGCAUCAGAUUCUUCUCCAGCAGCAAGCUCCGGCUACGAAUCCUCCACACCUCCAGGCCUUGUGUCCCCCACCACCGAGACCCAAAGCAACACCACCCUGUCUCCAGCCUCAGCUGUGCACAACACCACCAGCCACAGUGGCCUGUCCUCCAAUUUCAGUGAGUGGUACGUGUAGGACUGAGCACUCUUUUCACAGCAUUGGGCCACUUUUAUUUUUGUUCCCACGUGGAGAACUGGACACAAAAAGGCACACAAACGUUUAUAAUUUUUGUUUUCAUCCACCAAGGGAAAAGAUUGAGAGGGAAAAGAUGUGUAUAAAAGCUGAGGCGUGUUUCUUAUUGUAAAUAGCAACUAAAAAGCCCACCUUUGGUUGUGGUAGUUUGUCAGUCUUUGGUGUUCUAGAUGUUCCUGCAGGUAGCUACUCCUCUAACUGGAAUUUUAGUGCACAUAUUACCAUGGAAUUGUAAUAUACUGUUGAAUAUUGUGAUCCUAAGGCAAACUGAUUGUACUAUACUAAACAUUUAAACUGGAAAGAGUGCCAAAGUUAACAUUUAACUCAAAAACACCACAAUAUUACGCUUGUGAAUGUAUAUUUUUUAGUUUGCUGGGCUUAAACUUGUGAUGUUUUUUGUGCUUUGCAAGUUUUUAAAUUGUGAAAUCCUACCCGGAAGAUUGUGAGGACAAUAAACGUUGUGCCGUUUUCUUUUUCUAAUUUUCUGUAACUACAUCCUUCCUUUUUUUUUUGGUAAAUAUCAGCUACCAUAUUUAUCCAUUUGUAAUUAAAUUAUGGUAUUUACUUGCUACAGAUGAAACAGUAUUUAUAAAGAAUGUUUCUUUUACUAUAAAUAUGUACAAUGAUGAGCUAAACAUGGGCAGUUGUUUCGUUCUGUGCUUUUUCUUUUUCGUUCAAAGUUUUAAGAGGUGUUUUCUUCAUUAUUGUGAUCAGAUUUUACUGCAUACAAAUAUAAUAAAAGGUGUCGCAAGUGCUAAAAA
This is a messenger RNA of Nothobranchius furzeri (turquoise killifish), 2589 nucleotides long. RefSeq names its product zic family member 2 (odd-paired homolog, Drosophila), a (gene ptprjb.2). The record is from RefSeq and is a predicted model, not a curated record. Gene Ontology annotation, molecular function: RNA polymerase II cis-regulatory region sequence-specific DNA binding; DNA-binding transcription factor activity, RNA polymerase II-specific. Gene Ontology annotation, biological process: regulation of transcription by RNA polymerase II. Gene Ontology annotation, cellular component: nucleus. NCBI's taxonomy places the organism in Eukaryota, Metazoa, Chordata, Actinopteri, Cyprinodontiformes, Nothobranchiidae.